UUCCGGUAGCCUUGGUGCGGCUGUUGUGUUUGCGUUCGUGGUGGUGUCUGUAGCGCGUGCUUGCCGUUAUGCCUGAACCGGCAAAAUCCGCUCCGGCGUCCAAGAAGGGCUCGAAAAAAGCUGUCACCAAAGCCCAGAAGAAGGACGGCAGGAAACGCAAGCGCAGCCGCAAGGAGAGCUAUUCCAUCUACGUGUACAAAGUGCUGAAGCAAGUGCACCCGGACACCGGCAUCUCGUCCAAGGCCAUGGGCAUCAUGAACUCGUUCGUCAACGACAUCUUCGAGCGCAUCGCGGGCGAAGCGUCGCGCCUGGCGCAUUACAACAAGCGCUCGACCAUCACGUCCCGGGAGAUCCAGACGGCCGUGCGCCUGCUGCUGCCCGGCGAGCUGGCCAAGCACGCCGUGUCCGAGGGCACCAAGGCGGUCACCAAGUACACCAGCUCCAAGUGAGUUCCUGCCGGGAUGCGGCGCUCGCACGAGGCGCCGAGCCGCUUGACUUUCCAAAGGCUCUUUUCAGAGCCACCCACUUUUUCAGUGGAAGAAGCUGUUAUCCAAUUUAUUUUCAUUUUCUGUUAUGGUUCUUUUCCGUAUCACUUACUCCUUUCAUAGUGUAAAUUUGCCCUCUUCCUUAGGAUGAAGGGAAAAACCCAAGGUAGGACCAGAUUUUGUAGAUCGGUUAAGAACUAGUUAGAGUAAUUGUUCAUUCUCAUGCAAGUAACUUGCCUUUUCCAGUGAAACGGUUAGCGAUGGGUGAUGGAUCAGUGUAAAUCUACUCAGGAGGAUGGGGUAAAAAGUUAAGCAGUGGUUGUUCUGCAGCAAUUAGAUUGGGUCAAUACUUUGUAAAUGCAUUUUUCUUGAGCUCAGGAAACUAAAUGUAAUGUUACUGUUUAAAAAAAAAAAAGCAAUACCUUGACCACACCCCAGCACGUAUAGAAAAUCUAUAAGUCGACUAAAAAAAACACAGUCUGCGUUAAGAAUCAAGUUUUAUUCGGCGACUUGCUGAGGACUAAGCCCAAGAGACAGCCUUUCAGAUAGCUCUGAGGGACUGUUCCAAGGCGGUAUGGGAGGAACCAGAAUAUAUACCACUUUUGCAAAAACAAACCAGGUAGCUGAACAUCAAAAGAAUUCUAAUUAAUGAAAAAAAACCCAAACUAUCUCAAGUUAAUAAAUUUAGCACUUCUCUAUGGGAAGGUGAAAGAGUGGGCUGAUUGAAAUCAUUCAUUCGAUAUGCACCUUAACUGUCUAGGCCCAGUAUCCUGUUUUUCUCCAUCCUGAAUCCCCUCAGGGUGCACAGUUGAGGUGGCUGCAGCGCCUGAUGGCUUGAUGGCCACAACAUCCUUUGAUUACUGAUAUGGCAGGUGACAUUUUUCAUCCACAUUUCAUCUAGACAAUUUUUAGUCUAGACACACGUCGUGUCUCACUUUGCUAUUCCUUUCGGUUAAUAUUUGAACAGAGGCCUGAAUGAAGAAAGUAAGCCAUAGGAUAUCUUGGAGAAGAGUACUCUAAGAACAAAAAACAGCAAGUGCAAAGGCCCUGAGGCAGGCACAAGUUUGAGGAGUUCAAGGAAUAAGCAAGGCCACUGUGGCUAAAGCACAGUGAGCAAAGGAAAGAUCUGCAGGGAAAUGUGAUCAGAAAGGUAGUUGAGAGUCAUUAUGUAUGCCAUUGAGAGGCUUCUAGGGCAUUGCAAAGAUUUUGUCUUUAAUUCUAAGUAGGUUAGAGUGCCUUUGGAGAGUUUGAUCAGAGUAAUGACAUUAUUCGAUUUACGCUAAAGCUCACCCAGGAUGCUAUGUUGAAAAAUAGACUAUAGGUGAGCAAGAGUAGAGGCAGGGAGAAUAUCAAAAGGGCUACAGUAAUAGCUCAGGAGAGAGAUGGGUGGUAGCCGUGGAGAUGAUGAAAAGUAGUCAAGAUAUAUUUUAAAUGAAACUGAUGAACUGUAUAUAGGUUAUGACAGAAAGAGAGGAAUCAAGGAUUUUUUUUUUAAUUAUUUAUUUAUUUAUUUAUUGGCUGCAUUGGGUCUUUGUUGCUGCGCGCGGGCUUUCUCUAGUUGCGGCGAGCGGGAGCUACUCUUUGUUGCGGUGUGCAGGCUUCUCGUUGCGGUGGCUUCUCUUGUUGUGGAGCACGGGCUCUAGGCGCACGGGCUUCAGUAGUUGUAGCACGCGGACUUAGCAGUUGUGGCUCGCGGGCUCUAGAGUGCAGGCUCAGUAGUUGUGGCGCACGGGCUUAGUUGCUCCGCGGCAUGUGGGAUCUUCCCGGACCAGGGCUUGAACCCGUGUCCCCUGCAUUGGCAGGCGGAUUCUUUUUUUUUUUUUUUUUUAAUUAAUUUUAUUUAUAUUUAUUUUUUGGCUGUGUUGGGUCUUUAUUUCUGUGCGAGGGCUUUCUCCAGUUGCGGAGAGCGGGGGCCACUCUUCAUCGCGGUGCGCGGGCCUCUCACUGUCGCGGCCUCUCUUGUUGCGGAGCACAGGCUCCAGACUCGCAGGCUCAGUAGUUGUGGCUCACGGGCUUAGUUGCUCCGCGGCAUGUGGGAUCUUCCCAGACCAGGACUCGAACCCGUGUUCCCUGCAUUGGCAGGCAGACUCUCAACCACUGCGCCACCAGGGAAGCCCGCAAUCAAGGAUUAAUUGCAGGUUCUUGGACUGAGCACUUGGAAAGAGCUGCAACUUACUGAUACGAGAGGCAAGUAGGUUUGGAGGGGGAAAGCCUAGAGUAAUGUCUUGGACAAAAUUUUGAGACUACUGGUAGCUAUCCAGGUGGAAAUAUCAAAUAGGAAAUACCAAAUUCCCAAGUUGGGAAUAUGAAAUAUGAGAACUGGAGUUCAAGGAAGAGAAAGGACAAAGGGGUAGAUUAUAAAACCCCGAUUCUUGCUCAUUUGUAGGUGAUCUAUCCUUUUUUUUCUGGAUGCUUUUAGAAUCGCUAUAACAUGUCUAGAUAUGGUUUUUUCCAUAUCUAGCUUUGGUCUCAGUGUUUCACUAAAAUCCCCUAUCCAACUUCAGUUUCAACCUCCAACCUUAGAAGGCAGAAUAAUGAAAUGUCUAAAUCAAUGUUAAUUGGGCAUCCCUUGGCUAGUGCAACCACAUAAGUCAGUUACCUCUAAUAAUUGUAGCAAAGUAUGAACAAAGGAUAUCAUUCAGAGUUCUAGUUAAUAUAUAGAUGAUCACUCUCAAACAUACAUAAAACUUUUAAAUAUAAUUGAGUAAAAAAAUCUAUCUAUUUCAAAAUCUAUGUUGAAAUUCUAUCAGUUAACAUACUGUGAAAAUAAAAUGUAAUAAUUAACGUCUAUGAAAGUUUU
This is a messenger RNA of Eubalaena glacialis (North Atlantic right whale), 3285 nucleotides long. Its product is annotated as histone H2B type 2-E-like. The record is from RefSeq and is a predicted model, not a curated record. Lineage: Eukaryota; Metazoa; Chordata; Mammalia; Artiodactyla; Balaenidae. Gene Ontology annotation, molecular function: protein heterodimerization activity; DNA binding; structural constituent of chromatin. Bases 69 to 449 code for a protein of 126 amino acids. Gene Ontology annotation, cellular component: nucleosome. The transcript has a single exon.